Sphaeramia orbicularis (orbiculate cardinalfish) is the source of this 1371-nucleotide messenger RNA. Its product is annotated as proline-rich proteoglycan 2-like. The transcript has a single exon. Lineage: Eukaryota; Metazoa; Chordata; Actinopteri; Kurtiformes; Apogonidae. The record is from RefSeq and is a predicted model, not a curated record. Bases 1 to 1371 code for a protein of 456 amino acids.
AUGGUACUGGACGGUGAUUGGCUCCUUUCUUUGAGGCUCAGACCUAAAGGGUUAAAUGUGGGUGUGGUUCUAACCCCGGCCCCAGAGGACCCUCCAGGCCCCAGAGGACCCUCCAGACCCCAGAGGACCCUCCAGGCCCCAGAAGACCCUCCAGGCCCCAGAAGACCCUCCAGGCCCCAGAGGACCCUCCAGGCCCCAGAAGACCCUCCAGACCCCAGAGGACCCUCCAGGCCCCAGAAGACCCUCCAGGCCCCAGAGGACCCUCCAGGCCCCAGAAGACCCUCCAGACCCCAGCGGACCCUCCAGGCCCCAGAAGACCCUCCAGGCCCCAGAAGACCCUCCAGGCCCCAGAGGACCCUCCAGGCCCCAGAAGACCCUCCAGAGACCAGAGGACCCUCCAGACCCCAGAAGACCCUCCAGACACCAGAGGACCCUCCAGACCCCAGAGGACCCUCCAGGCCCCAGAAGACCCUCCAGACACCAGAGGACCCUCCAGGCCCCAGAAGACCCUCCAGACCCCAGAGGACCCUCCAGACCCCAGAGGACCCUCCAGGCCCCAGAAGACCCUCCAGACACCAGAGGACCCUCCAGGCCCCAGAAGACCCUCCAGACCCCAGAGGACCCUCCAGAUCCCAGAGGACCCUCCAGGCCCCAGAAGACCCUCCAGACCCCGGAGGACCCUCCAGGCCCCAGAAGACCCUCCAGACCCCAGAGGACCCUCCAGACACCAGAGGACCCUCCAGGCCCCAGAAGACCCUCCAGACCCCAGAAGACCCUCCAGACCCCGGAGGACCCUCCAGGCCCCAGAAGACCCUCCAGACCCCAGAGGACCCUCCAGACCCCAGAGGACCCUCCAGGCCCCAGAGGACCCUCCAGGCCCCAGAAGACCCUCCAGACCCCAGAAGACCCUCCAGACCCCAGAGGACCCUCCAGGCCUCAGAGGACCCUCCAGGCCCCAGAAGACCCACCAGACCCCAGAAGACCCUCCAGACCCCAGAGGACCCUCCAGGCCUCAGAGGACCCUCCAGGCCCCAGAGGACCCUCCAGGCCCCAGAGGACCCUCCAGGCCCCAGAAGACCCUCCAGACCCCAGAGGACCCUCCAGACCCCAGAGGACCCUCCAGAUCCCAGAGGACCCUCCAGACCCCAGAGGACCCUCCAGACCCCAGAGGACCCUCCAGGCCCCAGAGGACCCUCCAGACCCCAGAGGACCCUCCAGGCCCCAGAGGACCCUCCAGACCUGUACCUGUGCUCCCACUGUGAACUCCUUGACCCGUUGGACUCUGCUGAUGCUUUGGCAGACUCAGGUGUAGAACCAGGUCACUGUCAGACUGGACCUGGUCCUGGAUGGGAACUGGAGCGUGUGCGUUGA